Messenger RNA from Staurois parvus, 247 nucleotides. Lineage: Eukaryota; Metazoa; Chordata; Amphibia; Anura; Ranidae. The record is from the annotation of a GenBank genome assembly.
AAUCACCUCUGGGUUUUUUAUUUUUUCUUAAACAAACCAAAAACCACUGAAAAUGUAAAAAAAAAAAGUUUUUUCUUAGUUUUUGUUUUAAAAUUUUGUAAAGAAGUGAUUUUGCUCCUUCACUGAUGUGCGCUAAUGAGGCUGCAGUGAUGGGCACUGAUAGGCAGCACUGACUGGCACUGUUAGGUGGCACUGACUGGCACUGUUAGGUGGCACUGAUAGGCAGCACUGAUGGGCACUGAUAGGC